This is a messenger RNA of Sinocyclocheilus grahami, 3141 nucleotides long. Its product is annotated as NACHT, LRR and PYD domains-containing protein 3-like. NCBI's taxonomy places the organism in Eukaryota, Metazoa, Chordata, Actinopteri, Cypriniformes, Cyprinidae. Gene Ontology annotation, molecular function: protein binding. The transcript is spliced from 10 exons. The coding region runs from base 1 to 3141 and encodes 1046 amino acids. The record is from RefSeq and is a predicted model, not a curated record.
AUGGGCGACCCACCUGAAAUAAAUGAGACAGACUCUCCUGUUGAUCUGAGAGACCAACAGGAUGAAUCACUGUCAGAAUCAAACUCCACUGGACAGAAGCAGUUGGACUCGAUUUUUAAGGAGCUUGAACACAAAAUAAUCUUUCUGACAAAGAAAGAGCUGAAGAGGAUCAAAGGAGCUCUGAGCCCAGAUUACUCCGCAUGCUCUGAGAGAGAGGAGAAGGAGGAGGUGGAUGAAGGUGAAAGCAGAGUCAGACAGGGGCUUCUGCAGAUCACCCUGAAUGUCCUGAGGAGGAUGAACAAGACAAACCUUGUUAACAUACUACAGACCAGACUUGCCCCUUUUUAUGUGAAGCAACACAAAUCCAGACUAAAGGAGAAAUUUCAGAGAAUUCAUGAAGGAAUAUCAAAUCAAGGCAUCUCCACAUCUCUGCAUGAGAUCUACACAGAGCUGUACAUCACAGAGGGAGGGAGUGGAGAGGUCAGUAAUGAACAUGAGGUGAGACAGAUUGAGACACAAUCCAGGAGACCAGAGACACAGGAAAGACCAAUCAAAUGCAAUGACAUAUUUAAGCCUUUACCUAGACAAAACAAAUCCAUCAGAACUGUGCUGACUAAAGGAGUUGCUGGAAUUGGAAAAACAGUUUCAGUGCAGAAGUUCGUUCUGGACUGGACUGAAGGAAAAGCAAAUCAGGAUCUCCACUUCAUUUUCCCACUUCCUUUUAGAGAGCUGAAUUUAAUAAAGGAGAGCAAUCUCAGUUUGAUUAACCUGAUUCAUCAUUUUUUCACACAUACAAAUAAAUUGAGCUCAUCAAACAUUGAUGACUUCACAGUCCUGUUUAUCUUUGAUGGCCUGGAUGAGUGUCGACUCCCUCUGGAUUUUCAGAACAAUGAUAUUUUAUGUGAUGUGACAGAAUCAGCCUCAUUGGAUGGGCUGCUGACAAACCUCAUCAAGGGGAAUCUGCUUCCUUCUGCUCUCUUCUGGAUCACCUCUCGACCAGCAGCCGCCAGUCAGAUCCCUCCUGAAUGUGUUGACCAGGUCACAGAUGUACGAGGGUUCAAUGAUCCUCAGAAGGAUGAGUAUUUCAGGAAGAAGAUAAAUGAUCAGAGUCUAGCCAGUAAAAUCAUUGCACACAUCAAAUCAUCAAGAAGCCUGCACAUCAUGUGUCACAUCCCAGUCUUCUGCUGGAUUUCAGCUACUGUUCUGGAGAGAAUAUUGAGUGAAGCAGAGAGUGCAGAGAUCCCCAAGACUCUCACUCAAAUGUUCACACACUUCCUGAUCUUUCAGCUCAAACUGAAAUCCCUGAAGUACGAUGGGAAAUGUGACGUUAAUCUUAAACAGGCCAGAAGUAAUAUCCUGUCACUGGGAAAACUGGCUUUUCAACAGCUGGAAAAAGGGAACCUGGUCUUCUAUGAGGAAGACCUGAGAAAGUGUGGCAUUGAUGUCAGAGAUGCAUCAGUGUAUUCAGGAGUUUGUACCCAAAUCUUCAGAGAGGAGUUUGGGCUGUACCUAGGGAAGGUGUACAGCUUUGUACAUCUGAGCAUCCAGGAGUUUCUUGCUGCUUUAUAUGUGUUUCUUUGCUUUUUUAAACAAACAGGAUUUGUUAGCAUGUUCAGAUCAUCUUUGACUGAUUCACUUAAGAGUGAAGUGGACAAGGCCUUACAGAGUGAAAAUGGUCACCUUGAUCUUUUCCUUAGAUUCCUUUUGGGUCUCUCACUGGAGUCCAAUCACACUCUCUUACGAGGUCUACUGAAAAAGACAAGAAUCGGAUCUCGCAGUGAACAGGAAAUAGUUGAGUACAUUAAGAUGAAGAUCAGGGAGAAUUCCUCUUCAGAGAAAUCCAUCAAUCUGUUCCACUGUCUGAAUGAACUGAAUGAUGAUUCUCUAGUGCAGGAAGUCCAAAUAUACCUGAGCACAACUGGUGACAGUCAACUCUCUGCGGUUAAACUGUCUCCUUCUCAGUGGUCAGCUCUGGUGUUUGUGCUGCUGACCUCAGAAGAGAAGCUGGAUGACUUUAAACUGCGUAAAUAUCAUAAAUCAGAGGAAUGUCUUCUGAGUCUGCUGCCAGUAAUAAAAGCAUCUACAAAAGCUGAUCUGAGACGCUGCAAUCUCAUGGAGAAAAGCUGUUCAGCUCUGGCCUCAGUUCUCAACUCAAAUAGCUCAAAUCUGAAUGAGCUGAACCUGAGUUACAACAAUUUGCUGGAUUCAGGAGUGAAGCUGCUCUCAGCUGGACUAAUGAGUCCUCAGUGUAAACUGAAGACAUUACAGCUGUGUAACUGUAGUUUUGGAGAGGAAGGUUGUUCUGUUCUGGCUUCAGCUCUGAGAUCAAACCCCUCACACCUGAGAGAACUAGAUUUGAAUGAUAACUAUCCAGGACAAUCAGGAAUGAAGCUGCUUUCUGAUCUACUGCAGGAUCCACUCUGUCAACUGAAAAAACUAGGGAUGUGUAACUGUAGUAUUGGAGAGGAAGGUUGUGCUGCUCUGACAUCAGCUCUGAAAUCAAACCCGUCACACCUGAGAGAACUGGAUCUAAGCUAUAAUAAACUAGGAGACUCAGGAGUGAAGCUGCUCUCUGAUCUACUGCAGGAUCCACACUGUAAACUGGAGACAUUACAGCUGUAUAACUGCAGUAUUGGAGAGGAAGGUUGUUCUUUUCUGGCUUCAGCUCUGAGAUCAAACCCGUCACACCUGAAAGAACUUGAUCUGGGCUGUAAUAAACUAAGAGAUUCAGGAGUGAAGCUGCUAGCUGAUCUACUGCAGGAUCCACAGCGUAAACUGAAAAAACUACUGUUGGAAAAUAGCAGUAUUGGAGAAGAUGGUUGUGCAGCUCUGGCUUCAGCUCUGAAAUUAAACCCAUCACACCUGAGAGAACUGGAUCUGGGCAAUAAUUAUCUAGGAGUCUUAGGAGUGAAGGCGCUCUCUCGUCUACUGCAGGAUCCAAAAUGUAAACUUGAGAUACUGCAGUUGUAUAACUGCCGUAUCGAAGAGAAAGGUUGUGCCCGUCUGAUUUCAGCUCUGAGAUCAAACCCCUCACACCUGAGAGAACUGAAUCUGAGCUGUAAUAAACCAAGUGUUUCAGAAAUUAAGCUGUUCUCUAACUUAGUACAGGAUCCACGCUAUAAACUGGAGAAACUAGAGUAA